AUGACUUGUCGCGCAUUACAUUUCGUAUUUAAAAUAGCCGAGAGAACGAAAACCAUUAAGUUUUUCAGAGAACUUUUGGGAAUGAAAAUAUUGAGGCAUGAAGAAUUCACUCAAGGCUGUGAAGCGGCGUGCAACGGACCAUAUGACAACCGUUGGAGUAAGACUAUGGUCGGAUAUGGACCAGAAGACACUCAUUUUGUAAUUGAACUUACCUACAACUAUGGAGUUGAUGAUUACAAACUUGGAAAUGAUUUCCUUGGAAUAACAUUAAAAUCUUCAAAAGUGUUAGAAAAUGCUAAAUCGCUCAGUUGGCCUGUUGAUGUUGAGGACAAUAUGUCUUAUGUUGUAGCACCGGGAGGAUAUAAGUUUUAUGUGAUUGAUGAACCUCAACCUGUUGAUAAAGAUCCUGUUGUAAAUGUAAUGUUAUCAUCUACAAAUUUGACAAAAUCUAUGAAAUUUUGGAACGGAAUACUUGGCUUGAAUAUUUUCAAUCAAAAUGAAUCUUCAAUAGAAUUAGGAUUUGGUGAAGAUCAAGCUAAAUUGAAAUUAAGAGAUAUUGGAGAGCCUAUUAACCAUGCCACAGGAUAUGGAAGAAUAGCAUUUGCAGUUCCUACAUCUGAGUUAGAAAGUUACCAAGAAAAUGCUAUAAAUAAUCAAUAUAAAAUUUUAACUCCUUUUGUAACCUUAGACACACCAGGAAAAGCUUCAGUUUCUGUUGUGAUUUUUGCUGAUCCUGAUGGUCAUGAAAUAUGUUUUGUUGGAGAUAAAGAAUUUCGUGAGCUAUCUCAGUUUGAUGCAAGUUCUGAAAAGCAAUUAGAUAAAUACAUUGUUAAAGAUGAAGCAAGAAAAUUGAAAAAUUAA
This is a messenger RNA of Macrosiphum euphorbiae (potato aphid), 861 nucleotides long. The record is from the annotation of a GenBank genome assembly. NCBI's taxonomy places the organism in Eukaryota, Metazoa, Arthropoda, Insecta, Hemiptera, Aphididae.